Molecule: messenger RNA, 500 nt
Organism: Paraphaeosphaeria sporulosa
Lineage: Eukaryota; Fungi; Ascomycota; Dothideomycetes; Pleosporales; Didymosphaeriaceae
Exons: 2
Coding region: 116-412 (98 amino acids)
Source: RefSeq, a predicted model, not a curated record
AUCUGCAUAGAAGGCGUUUAUCGUGGUCCUGCGCAUUUUUGUUUCGCCUCUAUACAAGAGGGUUUCUGACGAACUAGGCGUACGUUGAUUUGGGUACCCUUGUAUUUCUGUCACUAUGUCUUUCUUCCUGCUUGCGGAUCAGCAUACCUUUUUCAGUACUGUACCAUUACUGUUUGCUGCGUUGCAAUCAGUCAGAUGUCUUCGCCGAAGCGUCCUGGAUUUGCAGUGCUUUCUCUAUAUUGGGCUUCUUCAGAGUCUUGCUGUCAAAGUAGGAUUACGAUUCGGGUGUACAAAGGUCACACAGUUCGACUCUGUCUGGUGCAACUCAUGCAGCCAAGAUCAGAGGGCAUACUUAUGGCUGACGACGGUUGCUCAAAGAAGUGCUUCUUUCUGUAUUGCAAAUAAUAGUUGAAACCCCCCAAUGGCCCACUCAUCGGUGUGUCUUUGUGAUCAUGUACUAAGCAGUUUGCGGCUAGAUUGAUCCUUCGCGAUAUGAGUCC